ACCGGCGCAGUAGAGCUUCGCCUUCACCUGUUCUACCCGCUGGAGGACCAGACCCCUACAGCUCCCAAGCCAGCAGGUCUGGGGGCACACCCGGGAAUCUGUGUGCUCCCCAGGGCGCCGCCCAGGCUUCCAGAACCUGGGCUCCAGUCCCUGUCCCCGAAGCCAUCCCCGAAGGACCCAGAUCCCAGUCUCCUGAAUAAUCUCCUGAAUAAGUAUUGCUGAAUCUCGUGUGGAAGAACCACCACAAAAGCCCGGACUAUCCUGUGGACCCAACGAAAAUCAUCUUGUUCCUGGAGAUUCCCAAAAGAUUUGAUCACCAGGAGGUUUUCCGGGACAUUAUCAAACCGGUCGUUUUCGUGACUGCCUCCGGGUGAUGAUGGCCGCGUGAGUGUCUGCCAUGGCCCACCGGAAGCGCCAGAGCACCACCAGCAGCAUGUUGGAACACAGGGCCAGGCCAGGCCCCAUCCCCCAUGGCCAGGAGCCUGAGAGUGAGGAUGCAGAGCUGCCCUUGGAGGGCUAUGUGCCCAAGGGCCUGGAGCUGACCACCCUGCGGCCAGAGAGCCCCACACCCGAGGAGCAAGACUGCCACAACCACAGCCCUGAUGGGGAUUCCAGCUCCGACUAUGUGAACAACACCUCUGAGGAGGAGGACUAUGAUGAGGGGCUCCCCGAGGAGGAGGAGGGCAUCACCUACUACAUCCGCUACUGCCCAGAGGAUGACAGCUACCUGGAGGGCAUGGACUGCAACGGGGAGGAGUAUGUGGCCCACGGCACACACCCUGUGGACACUGACGAGUGCCAGGAGGCGGUGGAGGAGUGGACAGACUCAGCGGGCCCACACCCCCAUGGCCAUGGGGCCGAAGGCAGCCAGGACUACCCCGAGAGCCACCUGCCCAUCCCAGAGGACGAGCCCUCUGUGCUGGAAGCCCACGUCCAGGAAGAUGAUGGUCACUACUGUCCCAGCAAAGAGGGCUACCAGGACUAUUACCCUUCAGAGGCCAAUGGGAAUGCAGGGGGUGCUUCCCCCUAUCACCUGAGGCGUGGGGAUGGGGACCUGGAGGACCAGGAGGAAGACAUUGACCAGAUUGUGGCUGAGAUCAAGAUGAGCUUGAGCAUGACCAGCAUCACCAGUGCCAGCGAGGCGAGCCCUGAGCACUUGCCUGAGCCAGGGCCGGGGGACUCCACAGAGGCCUGCCCGCCCAGCGAGGCCAGCUGCGGGCCCAACAGGCAUGAGGCAAGGCCCAAGUCGCUGAACCUCCCUCCCGAGUCCAAGCACCCAGGAGACCCCCAGAGAGGCUUCAAGGCCAAGACCAGGACCCCAGAGGAAAGGCCAAAGUGGCCCCAAGAGCAGGUAUGCAAUGGUUUGGAGCAGCCAAGGAAGCAGCAGCGCUCUGAUCUCAACGGACCCAUUGACAAUAACAACAUCCCAGAGACAAAGAAGGUGGCAUCAUUUCCAAGUUUUGUGGCUGUUCCAGGGCCCUGUGAGCCAGAAGACCUCAUCGACGGGAUCAUCUUUGCUGCCAACUACCUGGGGUCCACCCAGCUGCUCUCUGAACGCAACCCUUCCAAAAACAUCAGAAUGAUGCAGGCACAGGAGGCCGUCAGCAGGGUCAAGAGGAUGCAAAAGGCUGCUAAGAUCAAGAAAAAAGCGAAUUCCGAGGGGGAUGCGCAGACACUGACGGAAGUGGACCUCUUCAUCUCCACACAGAGGAUUAAAGUUUUAAAUGCUGACACACAGGAAACCAUGAUGGACCAUGCCUUGCGUACCAUCUCCUACAUUGCUGACAUCGGGAACAUCGUAGUGCUGAUGGCCAGACGCCGCAUGCCCCGGUCAGCCUCUCAAGAUUGCAUUGAGACCACACCUGGGGCCCAGGAGGGGAAGAAGCAGUAUAAAAUGAUCUGCCACGUGUUUGAGUCAGAAGACGCCCAACUCAUAGCCCAGUCCAUUGGGCAGGCCUUCAGUGUGGCCUACCAGGAGUUUCUGCGGGCCAAUGGCAUCAACCCAGAAGACCUCAGCCAGAAGGAGUACAGCGACAUCAUCAACACCCAGGAGAUGUACAACGAUGACCUCAUCCACUUCUCCAACUCCGAGAACUGCAAGGAGCUUCAGCUGGAGAAGCACAAGGGUGAGAUUCUGGGCGUGGUGGUCGUGGAGUCGGGCUGGGGCUCCAUCCUGCCCACGGUGAUCCUGGCGAACAUGAUGAAUGGAGGCCCAGCAGCUCGUUCUGGGAAGCUGAGCAUCGGGGACCAGAUCAUGUCCAUCAAUGGCACCAGCCUGGUGGGGCUGCCUCUCGCCACCUGCCAGGGCAUCAUCAAGGGCCUGAAGAACCAGACCCAGGUGAAGCUCAACAUCGUCAGCUGCCCCCCAGUCACCACGGUCCUCAUCAAGCGGCCAGACCUCAAGUACCAGCUGGGCUUCAGUGUGCAGAAUGGAAUCAUCUGCAGCCUCAUGAGAGGGGGCAUCGCCGAACGAGGUGGCGUCCGUGUUGGCCACCGCAUCAUCGAGAUCAAUGGGCAGAGUGUGGUGGCCACAGCCCAUGAGAAGAUAGUCCAGGCUCUGUCCAACUCUGUUGGGGAGAUUCACAUGAAGACCAUGCCUGCUGCCAUGUUCAGGCUCCUCACGGGCCAGGAGACCCCGCUAUACAUCUAGGCCCACCCAGCCUUUGCCACGGAGCCGGGGUCGCCAGGCAGGCCCACCUGGACCCAGAAAAGCAGGAAGCCAGGACAAAGCCCUGCCCCUUGAUCGCACAGCCCAGCCAAGAACACUGGCCCCGAAGGGUGUGCCCUUACCUCCUCCCGGUUGUUUUGAUUUGAUUUUUGUUUUGUUUUGUUUUUGUUUUUGUUUUUUUGUUUUUUGUUUUCUGCCAAAAGGGGUACAUUUUUUUUUUUUUUUUUAUCAAAGGAGAGUCGCAGGAACAAACCUUUGUAAAACAUUCAAGUAUUUUGCCACAUUCUGAACUGUUUUUCUCAUUGUGACUGGCAGGGGUGUUCAUGGGUACCUCUGUGUGGCAUAGAGAGUGUGUGUCUUUCUUCCCUGAAGUUGUAGAACACAAAACAUGGGGACCCACUCAUGCCGCCAUGAAGGGAGGCCUCUGAGGGACACAGCGCCUGCAAGGGGGCAAGCAGCCCUCUCCUGCCCCCCGGGUUGAUGGGGGUGCCACUGGAGCCCCGAAGAGCCCGCACAGCUGACUCUGCUGCUGCUUCCACAGGAGCGUGGGCAGCCCGGCUCCCAGGAUGUGACUUGCACUAAAAGUGUGGGAACAUGUGAUCGAUUGUAAGUAUUUACCAGGAAAGGAGAUAUUCCUGAGUUCAAUAAAGGAUGAUGGUCACAACAUCAAAAAACUCCAUAUUUAUUUAGAAAAUGUUACCAUUUGGACUUUUAUUUGGGCAAGCAGUUCUUCAGAAGUUUAGGGGUUUCCCAUGUCUGGUGACCACACCUGCUUCUCCUGUCCCCCUCCCCCAUUCCGAGUCAUUGAGUCUCUGUGAACUUACCUGGGCACCCACCCUCCUGCCAGGUGGGAACACUCUCACCAUCCUGCCAGGGACAAGGACAGCAGCACAGGCAUCUGCCCCCUGUUUAAAACCUAUCUACACAAACACAUCCACACACGCUCCUCUCCAACAAUCCAAACCCACCAGAAAACUCCACCUCUGCCCUUCCUGAGGCAACCAGCCAGGAGCGCUAAUUACGUGGCAAGCAAGAUGCCCCCCGCCAUGAGCAGUAUUAGAGCGUGUGUAGAUGAAGGAACCCAUCGUCCGGUUCGGUUCAUUAGAGAUCAAUGUUAACUGACAUCAUUUUGUCUGGAAGUCUCUUUUUUUGGCCCAGGCCUUGAAGAAUACACUGUGACUUAAGAAGCCUUACCACGCAGUAACUAAAGCUUUAGGAUUACUGUAUUUGAGGAGUAACCUGUGUGUUGCAUGCAGCUGACCUUAGGAAGACUUCGCGCAUCUCACUAAUAAACCUGAAGUCAUGAUGGAA
Ictidomys tridecemlineatus (thirteen-lined ground squirrel) is the source of this 3979-nucleotide messenger RNA. RefSeq names its product amyloid beta precursor protein binding family A member 2 (gene Apba2). Gene Ontology annotation, molecular function: protein binding; amyloid-beta binding. Lineage: Eukaryota; Metazoa; Chordata; Mammalia; Rodentia; Sciuridae. The record is from RefSeq and is a predicted model, not a curated record. Gene Ontology annotation, cellular component: cytoplasm; plasma membrane; dendritic spine. Gene Ontology annotation, biological process: chemical synaptic transmission.